Molecule: messenger RNA, 2056 nt
Organism: Pangasianodon hypophthalmus (striped catfish)
Lineage: Eukaryota; Metazoa; Chordata; Actinopteri; Siluriformes; Pangasiidae
Gene: fezf2
Product: FEZ family zinc finger 2
Exons: 5
Coding region: 394-1863 (489 amino acids)
Cellular component (GO): nucleus
Source: RefSeq, a predicted model, not a curated record
AAUUGGACUGAUAGAUAGAUAAUAACUGAACUUUAAAGCUGCACUCUAAAAGCUAAUUAAAGGUAGAAAACAUGCACUUUCACUGGAAAAACAAAAAACAAAAAACGUAUAAACACAUAUUUACACUGGGAGUGUAAAAUAUUUAUGUACAUAUGCACCUCUUUUUUUAAUGUAUAUAAACUAAUAUGCAUAAUAAUAAGAAGAGCAAGAAGAAGAAUAACGCAUACUGUUCUUUUUAUGCAUAUGCAAGUUGCACGUGCAUAUUAUAGAUAUGAACUGUGUGUGUGUGUGUGUGUGUGUGUGUAAGUGCCACUAGAUUUGGGCCCAGACACAUAACUAAUAAUCUGUACUAUCUGUCGUGCAUAACAUAACCACCCCCAUGGCCGCGUAUAAAUGGGCGGUAGCAGAGGGGACAGGAGAUGGCGAUGGCUUUCCCGUGUCACCCCGAGAGAAAGGAGCUCAUCACAGAGUGUGUGUGGAAAAUGUGACAGAGCGCAGUUAGCAGUGACUACACCACUUGCUGUCAGAGGGGGGGAAAAGCAGGAGACACCGGAGAAGGACGCUGCUCACACCAAGUUCGGCAGGAAAAAAGAAGCAAUGGCGAGCUCCUUGCCCCUGGACACGGUCAUGUCCUGCCCGAGACUCGAGCCCAGGAGCGCGGUCGAGUCCUCUCCAAAACCCUUGGCUUUCUCCAUCGACAGGAUCAUGUCCAAGACGACGGAGGAGCGCAGAGGACCGGACAACACUGAAGGGAAGAGGACGACGGGUUUAUGCGCGCCCAUCCCUUGCAUGAUUCCCAUCCAACCUUUAGCCUACGACCUCCAGGCCAAAGCGCUGGUGAACUACUCCGAAUUUUGGAGAGCGAAUUUCCGGGGUGCGCUGUGCGCCUCGGCGGCGGCGACGUGCAAAUCCAGCUGCGGUGCGUGCACUAAAACGGACUUGCUGCCAGGAAGCAGGGUUAUCAAACCUCAAGUAAUCCAUCAAGCAAUGACCAUGCCAGGCAACGCAUCUUUGUACUAUUUCAAUUACCUGGAUGCUGCGUAUCACCAAUCCGAGCUGCUCAGCGGACAUUUGUUUUCUUCAGUGGUUGCCAGCUCGCAGGCGCAGGCUAUGACUGCGCACCAGAAGCUGCUGCUGCUUGAGAGCGCAAAACUGGCUGAGAAAGUGCCCACGCCGCAGUUUCCCCAUAAAGAGCGUCUGCCCGGGCAGCUGGACCAUCUCAUGAAGGAGAACCACGGGCUGGGUUCUGAGAAGAACAGCGCCAAAGUGCACAGCAAGGCGAAUGCCUGUCCCGCGGACGGGAAACCCAAGAACUUCACGUGCGAAGUUUGUGGAAAGGUGUUUAACGCGCAUUACAACCUCACGCGCCACAUGCCGGUGCACACGGGCGCCAGACCGUUUGUUUGCAAAGUGUGUGGGAAAGGUUUCCGCCAGGCCAGCACACUGUGUCGACAUAAAAUCAUACACACGCAAGAAAAACCUCAUAAAUGUAACCAGUGCGGAAAAGCGUUCAACAGGAGCUCGACGUUAAACACGCACGUGCGAAUUCACGCCGGCUACAAACCGUUCGUGUGCGAGUUUUGCGGAAAAGGUUUUCACCAAAAAGGCAAUUACAAAAAUCACAAACUGACACACAGCGGCGAGAAACAGUUCAAGUGCACGAUCUGCAGCAAAGCCUUCCACCAGAUCUACAACCUGACCUUCCACAUGCACACGCACAACGACAAGAAGCCGUUCACGUGCGGGACGUGCGGGAAAGGCUUUUGUCGGAACUUUGAUUUGAAAAAACAUGUGCGGAAACUGCACGAAAAUAAUGCGGCCUGCUUACAGACGGGUGAGGAAUCCUCCAGAGUACCAAACUGAGAUUCAGUUUAAACGGACUGGAGCUACAGACAAGCUACCUGGUGUACAAAAAACCCGGAGAGGAUUGGAUGAAAGGAUCACUUCACAGCGGAAUUGUAAAUAAAACAGAAUAAAAUAUUAUUUAAAAAAAUUAUCUGGAAGCAUUUUAUUCGUCUAACACAUAAUGUCUUGUUGCACAAAUUAAUGCAUAAUA